UUACCACGUCACGUUGACACCCCAGUGAGGAGGGUGGGGUUUUCUGCUCUCCAACAGGGCCAUCUCGCAACAUCCAUGCUUUUUUGCAGGUGGAGUGGUCGUGAUCUGCAGACGUGCAGUGCUCGGGCUCGGAUAUGGCGCGUCCGAGAAAGGGAAAAUGGCGCGUAAGCCCUAUAAAUUCAUCAGAUGGUAUAGACCAUACAUGUUCUGCUGUGAACGUGAGUUUGCUUGUAUUUCAUGUUGGAUGUGUAUAACAAUCUGGAUAUAUUCUGCGUAUGCGCGCCGAAUCAAGCUUACAUGGCAUUGCUUGACGGCUAUUUCUUCGGCUGUUGAUCCUGUAGAGGGCGACAAUGCACUCAUUGGUCAUAUUGCCGUUUUGCAGAUAGAUCGUGCAACUGAUCUUAAGCUCUCGCUAGGAGUCUACUCCUUGAUCAUGACCGGCGCUCUUGUCAGCAGCGCUUGAAUCAGACAAUGAUGAACCGAUGUGACGGUCAGCCAGAGGAUGAGACCGGACAACACGAGGACGGCAUGUUUUUGCCGAGCCAGGUAUGAGGAAGGUCAGCAACUGACGCCACAAGCGCUUCCAUACUC
Messenger RNA from Aureobasidium subglaciale EXF-2481, 591 nucleotides. RefSeq lists its product as uncharacterized. The transcript has a single exon. NCBI's taxonomy places the organism in Eukaryota, Fungi, Ascomycota, Dothideomycetes, Dothideales, Saccotheciaceae. Bases 158 to 463 code for a protein of 101 amino acids. The record is from RefSeq and is a predicted model, not a curated record.